Messenger RNA from Peronospora farinosa, 1026 nucleotides. NCBI's taxonomy places the organism in Eukaryota, Oomycota, Peronosporomycetes, Peronosporales, Peronosporaceae. The record is from the annotation of a GenBank genome assembly.
AUGACGAAUCUACUGAUCCGCUUCCGAGAUUAUGUUUUCUUUCAAAAGAACCCACUUGUCCAAAUUCUCUAUUUUGUGGCAAUGGGUUCAUGCUAUUAUUUGUAUUUACGUGAGGCUUCUCCACUCUUGCCGAAUGAAUACGUUGCUUGGUAUCACAAAUGGCUUGCGACGUUCCUGUUUCUAGUAUCAAACAUGUUGUAUCUAGUCAUGAGUGUGAGUGAUCCAGGCGUUAUUCAACGCAAAAAUAUGCACAAGUACAAGCAAUAUGUACAUCAUCCAGUGAUGUAUCCAGAAGGAAAAUAUUGUCGUACUUGCAAGACUUUAAAACUACCACGGUCUAAACAUUGCAGAAUGUGUAAUCACUGUGUAGCUAGAUUCGACCAUCACUGCAUCUGGUUCAAUGGUUGCGUUGGAGAAAAAAACUACAAACAUUUCCUGGUGUAUUUGUUGGCUCUGCUUGCACUUUGUUUUGAAGGCUUUUUCGUCACAAGCAGUGUUUUUCUCGUGCAGGCUGGUGAUCUACUGCAUUCACGCGGUGUGAGUAUUGAAGUGGUCGGUAGAACGGAAACCGCUAAGAUCUUGCAGUCACUGAUUGCGAACAACCAACCGCUAGGUUUUGUCACUGCCAUGUGCCUCAUGACCGGCGGCAUUACAGGGGUAUUCUUCCUGAUGCAGCUUAAGCGCAUUGCCCAGAACGAAACAGCAAACGAAUCCUUCAAACGUGAAGAUUUGCGUGAGGAAGCUGAACUCGACGGCGAGACGUCAGGCCGUCGAAUGUUUCGCUUUCUCUUCAAGCGCUUGAAUUUCCGAACACGGCCGAAGCUGUCAGUGCCGCGCAAGGAGCAGAGAAAAAUGUUGGAUGCGUCUUGGGGAGGUCUCUUCUCGCCAGACACGAUCAUGAACACUGAAGAGAGUUACUCGGAGGACGACGUAAACUUCAAUCCAUACAAGCUCAACUCGUUCAAAGAGAAUCUACUUGAUGCUCUGCAUUUUUGCAACAACUACAACAAGGACAAAACAACUUGA